Rhopalosiphum maidis (corn leaf aphid) is the source of this 4421-nucleotide messenger RNA. Its product is annotated as facilitated trehalose transporter Tret1-2 homolog. NCBI's taxonomy places the organism in Eukaryota, Metazoa, Arthropoda, Insecta, Hemiptera, Aphididae. Gene Ontology annotation, cellular component: membrane. The transcript is spliced from 6 exons. Gene Ontology annotation, biological process: transmembrane transport; carbohydrate transport. The record is from RefSeq and is a predicted model, not a curated record. The coding region runs from base 485 to 2122 and encodes 545 amino acids. Gene Ontology annotation, molecular function: sugar transmembrane transporter activity.
GUACGAUCGGUCGGCAGGGCAGCGAAAUCCGUUCGGCGCUGCAGCAGGCGUAAAGUCCUCUGCCGGUCGCAAAUCACACUACAUAUAUAUAUCGCAGACGCGCGUGUUCGAAACUGCAUUCGAUUCGAAACUAAAUCAUAGUCCGUCGCCGUUUCGCCGCCGUCCGCGCCCGAGAGAUUGUAUAUAUUAUUAUAGUAACGAUAGUAUAAUAAUAUAUUAUUGUUAUAAUAAUAAUAUAUAAACGCUCUCGUGGCUUGACCGAAGGCCGUGCGAAAAAGAACUUAGGCGGACGGCGGCCGACCUCUUGUGCAUCGCGCGCGCAGUGACACCCACUCGACAUCGUCCGCUUCCGUUUUCAACUUAUCCGUCGCCGUAGUUUCGUACGUAUCAUAUACACUUGUUUUGCCACCGCUUCAAGAGGUGCGUUACGCUGGGGUCGUCUUCGUUUUCAAACAGAGGUGCCAUCGGGCCAGAUUCAGCCAAGAUGACCUCCUGGGAUUCAUAUCUAGCAGUAGCAACGUUUCUAUCAUCACCUGAAGAAUUUAUGGGAUGGUUCGUCGGAUUCGUUUCCCUAUUCAGUACAAACCUCUUAAGACCACUGAGGCUAGCAUUAACGUCAUCUAAUAAAAAUGCAACUAAAAAUAGCAUGCUGUCGGUCAACGGGCCGAAGGGCACCAGACGAGAAGGCAAGAAGUUCAGACAAUACGCCGCCGCGCUGUCCACCACGAUUGGACCGUUCGCCGUAGGUACUGUGCUGGCAUGGACGUCGCCGGUGCUGCCCAUGUUGCAGUCCGAGAACUCGAGGAUCCCGAUUACGGCCGACGAGGGGUCGUGGGUCGGUUCUCUGAUCGCCAUCGGUGCCAUCAUCGGGUCCAUACCGGCCGGCAAGGGCGCGGACAUAUUCGGCCGAAAACCCACCAUCGCCGCCCUGGCAGUGCCGUUCAUCAUCAGUUGGGCAAUGAUAUACUUCGCGACCACCGUCUGGGAGCUGUAUGUGGCACGUCUGAUUGCUGGUGCCGUUAUCGGCGGCGUCACCGCCACCGUCCCGAUGUACAUCGGUGAGAUAGCCGAGAGCUCCAUCAGAGGUGAACUUGGCUCUUACAUCCAGGUGAAGGUGACGUUAGGUAUAUUGUACGUGUAUGCCAUCGGUCCAUUUGUAUCUUACGAAGGGCUGGCUAUCCUAUGUGGAAUCAUACCGGUCAUCAUGUUCAUCCUGGUCCUAUUAGUGGCGCCCGAGACACCCACAUAUCUGUUACGAGCCGGCAGGAGGAAGGAGGCGGAACAUUCGCUAGUACUGUUGCGUGGACACGAGUACGACAUCGCCGGUGAGCUAGAGGAGCUGCAACAGCAGCUCGAGGAAGAGCAAAAACGAAGCAGCAAGUUCAAGGAUCUAAUAUCAUCUAGGGCUACGGUCCGCGCGUCAAUCGCCGUCAUGGGGCUGCUCAGUUUCUUGUCGUUUUCGGGCAUCAACGUUCUCAUAUUUUACGCCGAAUCUAUAUUCAAAAGCAGCAGCAGCAGCAUAUCUCCGCAAGUCAGCUCAAUUAUCAUUGGAGUCCUCCAAGUCAAGUUCACGUUCGCGUCCGCCCUGCUAGUGGACAAGGCCGGUCGGCGCGUGUUGUUGCUGAUCUCCGACUCGGUGAUGGCCGUGUGCCUGGGCUGCCUGGGCUACUUCUUCUGGCUCCAGGAGCACGCCGUCGACGUUUCGGCAUUCAGUCUGAUACCGCUGAUCAGCUUGGGCGUGUACAUCAGUACGUUCUCGCUGGGCUUCGGGCCCAUACCCGGAGUCAUGAUGGGCGAGCUGUUCAGCCCGGACGUCAAGGGCCUGGCGCUGGGCAUCGUGUGCGUGAUCGCGUCCCUGCUCGAGUUCGUCGUCGUCAAGAUGUACCAGAACCUGUUGGAUUGGUUCGACCACGGCAUCACGUUCUGGAUAUUCGCCGGGUUCUGCGUGCUGGGCACCGUUUUCGUGUGGUUCCUGGUACCGGAGACCAAGAACAAGACGCUGCAGGAGAUCCAGAACGAGCUUAGUGGCAAGAAGAAGAACAACCGAAAGGACAACCCUAAGGGAAACAAGAAACACCAAAUGAUGGACUCGCUGACCGGCGACCAUGCCGCGAUCGUCUGAACACAAAUCAAAUAUAAUGCACAAUAUCGUUGUGCACGCGCACACGCAAUAUAAUUUUAUCACACGACAUGAGUAAUAUAAAUAAUACCUAUAUAUAUAAUGUAAAUGUACAAUAUUGCAUAGCGCGUGUGGGUGCGUGUGUGCGUGUGCGAUGGAAUUUGACGAGCUGGGCGGGCGGGGUUUUGAAGAAAACAAUAUUUUUUACAAUUUUUUAACCCCAAAUAAUUUUUUUUUUUUAUCAAAAAACUGUUUUAAUAUCAAAUACACUGAAAAAAACCGUUUUAUUUUUUUAAAAAUGCAUUUUUGUUUUAUUAAUUUUUUUUUUUUUUUGCUUAUUUUCGAAUCGAGUGACUCGUAUUACCGACAUGUUCUUCACAUGUUGAAGUAUUAUAUAAUAUUAUAUAUUAUGAUUUCGGGUAUUUAUGUAUAUCAUAUAUACGUACUUAGUUAUGUAUUUGAUUUUUUUUUCACAUCGUAACAUUUACACUGUUUAUAUUGACAUAACAUAUAAUAUAUUGCAUUCCAUUUUAUUGUCAACUCCUUUCGAAAGGACUCAUAAGUCAUAAAUACCACAUUAUAAUAUAUAUAUAUAUAUAUAUACUCAUUCGAUCGGGGGUAUUUGGGAGUUUUAUUUCCGACACGUUUCAUUACACGAAAAUCAUAUUAUUUAUUUAUUUUCAAACGUUAUUGAUUCCAAUUGUUUUCUUCCGAACCGAACGUGAUUCGUAUAUUGACGGUGCUUGGCCUUAAGCCACGUAGUUUAUAGUUACAGACGUUAAAAUAGAUCAUCGUAUGUAUUUGGUAUAGGUACGUGUGUAACACGCGUUAAUCCAAACAGCACAAUAUGUUUCCAGUUCUAUAUAUAUAUAUUAUAUAUUUAUGUAAAAAUAAUUCCGCUCAAGUUUUCGUGUCCGGUCAGUGGUUCGGUGGUGCAGUAUAGAAUCUCACGCGACGCGUAUGUGACAAUAAUAAUAAAGAUUGAAAUUGAAAGUAUGUUCCAGGGGAUUUUUCGGGUUUUCUUUCUUAGACAAAUGAUUUAAAAUCAAUUUUUACUUAACACAGACAAUAAAAUAGAUGAUUAUAAUAUAUUAAAUUUGUAUAAGCCCUAUUUUUCAAACUACCCCGCACAAUAUACCGUCCUCUAUCGUCUAAAAGUACAAAUACCUUCAAACAUUGUGCUGCAUUAUUUUAAUAAAAUAUUUAUACUUUAAAAAUUAUAACAUAUAUAUUUAUUAAACCCUUAGCGUAUUUGUGAUUUAUACAUAUAUAUUUAAAACCGGCUAAUCGCAGGUAGUCUUUAGUGUCUAAAAAAAAAUCGGUUUAAAUGCAGUUACAUAGAGUUUGCUCAAACACAAAUAUUGAAAUAUUAAAUAUUUAUUUUUUAUACAUAUAAUAUUGUUGUAUUUUAUAUUAGAUAAUUAGGUGUAUGUCAUAUUACAAUGUCAAUUCAAAGCACAUAUUAUAAAUAUUCGUUACAAUUUUUAUAUACAUUUAUUCCUUAUCACACACAUUUAAAAAUAAAAAUUCACUCGUUCAUUAUGAAUUACUAAUUUCGUUUAGAUUAGGAUCAUUUUUAUCAUACAUUUCAACUGUACGAUCCCGACGACUCACCGUUGAUAUUCACUCGGUCUUCCUAAGAUUAUUGUGAACUAUUACAUUAAAUUUUAUUAUUAUUAUAAUUACCUUACCAUUUUAGUGACAUGCGCUACGUUCAAAUUAUCGACUUUAAUUAAUGUAUAAUAAUAUUAUAUUGUUGUAAUAUAUAGUGUACGUUUCAAAUUACAUUAUAUUUACGCAUCAUAUUUCACGUUGCAUAUCGCGAUUAUGUUAGUUUAUGUUAAUCAUUUUUUUUUUUGAAAAGAUUUAACAUUUAAACAAUGGCGAUGUAAAAAAUUAUUAUAUGUUUUCAACGCGUUGCUCAAGUCGCGUGCACUUAUGCCGCUGUUCAACGGUUGCGCGCGGCGGACGUGCAACAGGCCAUUUAUUGUUAUUAUUAUUGUUAGUAAUUAUUAUAAUAAUAUAUUAUUUGACAAUUGGUCGAUUAUCAUAAUUUACCGUAUUUUAUGUUGUACACGUAUUUAAUAAUAUCUAUUGUAUUUUAACAUGUCUUUAGUUUUUAAGGUAUUUAUCAUUUGUAAAUAAUUAGUUAUUAGUUAGGUAUAUAUCUUUGAAUUAUAUAGGUAUAUUAUUAUAAUAACGAAACGCGUAACAUAUUAGUUUUAAGUAGACAACAAAUUAUUUACAUACAAUUACUAUAGUUAAAAUAUUAGCGUAUUCCAGAGAAGAUAUCAAUGUAGAU